GCGUCCCAAGCUCAUUGGCUCCGGCGUCCUCACCUUGCGAUGGUCUCGCUGCUGCGGAACCUGUCCCGGGGAUGCUGGGUGCGAGCUGCGCUCCGGUGCGGGACAAAUGCCCGCGCCCUAAGCGCGCUCCAGUGCCCCAGCUGGGGUGCGCGAAGCCUUUCGUGCAGCCGGGGUGUCCCUGGUCGGGGAGGCAGGCCAGCGCUUGGAGGAAGCAUGGUCAGCGUCCUCACCGAGAGAUUUCUUCAGGGAGCGCACCAUUUCUCCAGCUGGGACUGCUGCCAGAGUCUUCCCCGAGGAAGACACAGUGUUCUUCACAGACACCAUGCUCCAGUGCAAGUCACUGAUAGCUGCAGAAAGUUGGUGACGGACCACAGGGAAGAAGGUUUCCAAGUAGGUACAGAGGAAGGCAGAGAGCCAAAGGCCUCCCCACCCAGGGGGAGCCCCAUAGAGCCCCCAUACUCUCUGCCACCUGACCUUGAGCCUCCCACAAACUGCUGUAUGAGUGGCUGCCCUAACUGUGUAUGGGUAGAUUAUGCAGAAGCUCUGCUGAGGCUCUACCAGGAUGGUGGGGAGAAGGCCCUAGCCAUUCUAGAGGAACACGUGACAGAUGAGAACCUCAAGGCCUUCCUGAGAAUGGAGAUCCGGCUCCGCAUGCAGAGCGGAGCCUGAGCCAGUUUACCUCAGACUCUGUAUCAUGGACAGGCGCUACCCUUAAGAACAUCAGGAUCACUUUUGUUCCCUGAGUCUGGAAGACUCCACAAGUCUGCCAGGAAUAGAAAUUAUUUUGUAACAACCUCACCUCCGAAUAAAUGACUCCUCUAUGGUAACCAUG
Molecule: messenger RNA, 832 nt
Organism: Apodemus sylvaticus (European woodmouse)
Lineage: Eukaryota; Metazoa; Chordata; Mammalia; Rodentia; Muridae
Gene: Oxld1
Product: oxidoreductase like domain containing 1
Exons: 2
Coding region: 40-669 (209 amino acids)
Cellular component (GO): mitochondrion
Source: RefSeq, a predicted model, not a curated record